Messenger RNA from Hibiscus syriacus, 1116 nucleotides. Its product is annotated as NAD(P)H-quinone oxidoreductase subunit K, chloroplastic. Bases 102 to 779 code for a protein of 225 amino acids. Gene Ontology annotation, biological process: electron transport coupled proton transport; aerobic respiration. Gene Ontology annotation, molecular function: 4 iron, 4 sulfur cluster binding; NADH dehydrogenase (ubiquinone) activity; quinone binding. The transcript has a single exon. Lineage: Eukaryota; Viridiplantae; Streptophyta; Magnoliopsida; Malvales; Malvaceae. The record is from RefSeq and is a predicted model, not a curated record.
GGUUUAGUUUAUGCAUGGCGAAAAGGAGCAUUGGAAUGGUCUUAGUUCCUGAAUAUUCAGAUAAUAAAAAAGAAAAAAAGUAAAAAAUAAUAACAUUGAGUAUGAAUUCCAUCGAAUUUCCCUUACUUGAUCGAACAACCCAAAAUUCAGCUAUUUCAACUACAUUAAAUGAUCUUUCAAAUUGGUCAAGACUCUCCAGUUUAUGGCCACUUCUUUAUGGUACCAGUUGUUGCUUUAUUGAAUUUGCUUCAUUAAUAGGCUCACGAUUCGACUUUGAUCAUUAUGGGCUGGUACCAAGAUCAAGUCCUAGACAGGCAGACCUAAUUUUAACAGCAGGAACAGUAACAAUGAAAAUGGCUCCCUCUUUAGUGAGAUUAUAUGAACAAAUGCCCGAACCUAAAUAUGUUAUUGCUAUGGGUGCGUGUACAAUUACAGGGGGGAUGUUCAGUACUGAUUCUUAUAGUACUGUUCGGGGGGUCGAUAAGCUAAUUCCUGUGGAUGUCUAUUUGCCGGGCUGUCCCCCUAAACCUGAGGCAGUUAUAGAUGCUAUAACAAAACUCCGUAAGAAAAUAUCUUGCGAAAUCUAUGAAGAUCGAAUUAGAUCUCAACAGGGGGAUCGGUGUUUUACUACCAAUCACAAGUUUUGUCUUGUACGCAGUACUCGUACUAGAAAUUAUAAUCAAGGAUUACUCUAUCAACCACCAUCUACUUCAGAGAUUCCUCCUGAAACGUUUUUCAACUACAAGGGUUCACUAUCUUCCCACGAAUUAGUGAAUUAGGUUAGGUAGGAUUUUUUUACAGAAACAGAAUAACAAACAAUGAAUUAAUCUUCAUAAAUCAACGAAUUAAUCUUCAUAAAUUAGAUUUCAUCGUAAAUGUGAAAUACUUAUCUUAUACAAAUUACAAAUAAAAAAGAAAAGUGCGGAAGAGAUAAAAAAGAUGCAGAGUCGUUUGUCUGUUUGGCUAGUCAAACACGGGCUAGUUCAUAGAUCUUUGGGCUUCGAUUACCAAGGAAUAGAGACUUUACAAAUAAAGCCCGAGGAUUGGCAUUCCAUUGUUGUUAUUUUAUAUGUAUAUGGUUACAAUUAUCUCCGUUCCCAAUGUGCCUAUGAUGUA